AUAUCGAUUUUUCGAUUCAUGUUCGAUUUUUAUGAUGUAUUACACUAUACUAUAUCGAGCAUCAACUGAACAUGUCGAGUUGUCCUGCAAUGGCUGCAAAUGAUAUAUUUGUGUCGUUUUGUUAUAGUAAAGCAUGUCGAUAAAAUCAAAAUUCGUUUUUGCUCAAAAGCCAAGAGGGUUCAAUGGGAAACUUUCGAGAAUGGAGCUCUUCUUUGUGUGCCCUGGGAUUCCAUUAAGAAACCAUUCAUAGAAGCAAAGUAAUAUAGAAAGCCGAAAGCCACAUCUUAGGAGAAAUGUUUGCAUAGAGGUCCAUGGCAUAAACGGGAAGACGUCAGUUGAGAUUUUUGUUGUUAGAAAAAUGAGAGUGGGUACAGUCAAGGAUUGCAAUCAUAAGGCCAAGCCUAGAGUUGAAUGCACCAUCCAUCUCCACAAUGGCCUUGCCUUUUCAACAACUCCUUCUUUACUUCCUUUCUAAUGCAGCAGUCGUGUCAGAUUCUGCACCAGAGAUGGACGUCAGUGUGCUCCAAAUGAAUUCACCUGUUAUUUGGAUCCUCGUAACAGUGUUUACGGCGUACGCGAUUUACAGAUAUCUGACGUCAUCGUUCAGCUAUUUUUCCGUUCAAGGCAUUCCUGGUCCAAAGCCUUGGCCAUUGUUUGGUAAUAUGUGGGGAAUCUGGAAGGCGAAUUUGCCAAAAUAUGACCAAGAGAUAUAUGGAAAAAUCGUAGGUUAUUUCGAUGGAUAUCUCUCCAAUUUAUGGAUUACAGACGCUGGCAUGAUCAUAUCCGUCUUCAUGAAGGAUUUUGAUCACUUUGUUAAUGGCAGGGACGUCACUUUACAGACCAGAGUGAUUCGAAAAUUCCUCACUUUGAUGAAGGAUCAGGAUUGGAAGGAUGUUCGCUCGUCGAUAACACCAGUGUUCACCACCUGUAAAAUCAAACGGAUGUCGCUUAUGAUCAAGGAUUGUGCUGACCAAUUAGUCUUCAAAUUCGAUGGAAUCGCCAAGUCUGAAGGAAAAAUCGACGCAAAAGCGAUGACGAUCGAAAACCUGGGCGCCAAAGAUGAUCCAUUUAUUCGCAACGCUAAGGCUGUUUUCAGCCCACCGGUCAACAAAAGACCUUUGAUUUUAAUACUGUAUAUUUUCCCCAAAUUGCUUCGAAUCAUUGGUGAACGGAUGUUUAUCAUGGCCAGGAAUCCUGAUGUGCAGGAGAAACUUUAUGAUGAAAUCAAAAGGUGGAGUCAAGCAGUCAACCACGAAGUGAUACUGAACUUUCCAUACAUCGAUCAGGUUAUCCACGAAGUGAUGCGCUUAUCGCCAGCGCUACCAGGAAUUGAAAGGGUGUGCAAUAAAGACAUCACUGUCAAUGGCGUCUACAUAAAGAAGGGCAUGUUAGUGACCGUGCCUACCUAUGCAUAUUAUGAUCCUGAUUACUAUCCAGAUCCCUUCAAGUUCGAUCCCAACAGAUGGAGUCCAGAAAAUAAAUCCAGUUUAAAUCCUUAUGCUUACAUGCCGUUCGGAAUGGGUCCCCGUAAUUGUGUCGGAAUGCGUUUUGCAAUGGAAGAAAUUAAAAUCGCACUUUGUAUCAUCCUCAAGCAGUAUCGCUUCUUUCCCGUCCAAGAGACUCCCGACGAAAUGAAAUUUGAAGAUGGUUUGUUCGUCCAAACAGUUUGUUACCGUAGGGAUCGAACUUCGCCAGUAAUGGAGUUUUGUGUUAAUAAUCUGGACAAUCAAUCGACUCCUCGCUUCUAAGCUUUGCGAAAAACUAGAAUUUGUUUGACAUUUUCGAUGUUUUUUUUUUUUUUCAAUAGUCAGAAUUUUUUAUGGGCCUUACAGCUGAAAUUAUCUGCUGGACAUGUUUAAAAUCAACUAAACGCGAGCCGAAAAUAUACGGUUGAAACUGUUCCUGCCUGUGUUCUGAACAACGAAGAAGAGGUUCUACCCAUAUUCCAGCAAGCUUGAUCCUCACAGUGAAACUAUAUUUAAUCAGCUGUACGUCUUUGACGGGCGAGUUUAUGUAGUCCGAGGCGACGUAAAAGGUGGAAUCCUGAUAGCGAUAACAAACCGAAACCUUACGGUUUCAUGCCGUUUGCUAUGGGACCGCGAUAUUGCAUCGGAGGCGGUUUGCCAUGAAAGAAAUAAAAAUUGUGCGAUGCACAAUUGUGACGAAA
Daphnia magna is the source of this 2167-nucleotide messenger RNA. RefSeq names its product cytochrome P450 3A41. Gene Ontology annotation, molecular function: iron ion binding; steroid hydroxylase activity; heme binding. The record is from RefSeq and is a predicted model, not a curated record. NCBI's taxonomy places the organism in Eukaryota, Metazoa, Arthropoda, Branchiopoda, Diplostraca, Daphniidae.